This is a messenger RNA of Sparassis crispa, 819 nucleotides long. RefSeq lists its product as hypothetical. The record is from RefSeq and is a predicted model, not a curated record. Gene Ontology annotation, molecular function: nucleic acid binding. The transcript has 2 exons. Lineage: Eukaryota; Fungi; Basidiomycota; Agaricomycetes; Polyporales; Sparassidaceae. The coding region runs from base 1 to 819 and encodes 272 amino acids.
AUGUGGCGAAGGAACGAGCCGAUUAUGCUAGUACCACCACUACCGGCCCAUCACUCACAUCCUCGCAGCCACAGAAUACCCCCUCCGACAUUACUCGAGUCAGUCGCGGCCCACGCAGACGCCGGUGGCAAGCGACUUAUACCAUUCCUCAAAGCCCCAUGGGAAGACUGCGCCAUAAGGGCAGAACUUGCUGGUCAGGUACGAAUACUAAACACCACAGCAGACAGUUCCAAGAAGAAGGAGGCCAAAUCCCACAAGAAAUGGUAUCGACAGAACAAGAUGAAUACACAAUUCCUCUUCAUCUACACUGAUGGUUCACAGCUAGAUACAGAAGAUGGUACCAAGACGGGUGCAGGCCUGGUCAUUUUGUACCAGGACUGCACAGUAGCAGAAUGCAAGUACCAUAUGGGUAUGCAGGCAGAGGUAUACGAUGCGGAGCUGAAGGCUCUCACGGAGGGGGCGGUAACAGCGAUCCCUAUCACGAUGUCGAGAGACACACCUGUUUGGACGAUCUUCUUCUGUGCUGACAACUCAUCAGCCAUAGUAACAGAAUUCCUCGAGGCAGACGAACGGAAUCAGGUCGUGAUACGGUGGACACCCGGACACCACAAGAUAGACAGGAACGAGAAGGCAGAUCAACUAGCGAAGGAUGCCGCAGAUAUGGAAACCGCAGGAGGGGAGCAGGCAACCUGGGCACACAUGAGAAGGGCAGCGAAGGAGAGUGCAAUAGAGGCAUGGAGGGACGCAUGGAGGAAUGACGAAGACAACCUAUGCAACGGAUGGUUCGGCCCUGCCAACCACCUCACACCAUCACUAUGA